Xiphias gladius (swordfish) is the source of this 2267-nucleotide messenger RNA. Its product is annotated as leucine-rich repeat-containing protein 10B. The transcript has a single exon. Lineage: Eukaryota; Metazoa; Chordata; Actinopteri; Istiophoriformes; Xiphiidae. The record is from RefSeq and is a predicted model, not a curated record. Bases 764 to 1933 code for a protein of 389 amino acids. Gene Ontology annotation, molecular function: protein binding.
ACAGAGGAGGGAGGGAGCGAUCAGUUGAAUGUAAACCUUCACGCCGAUGGAGAAGCGGCCAACAUCAGGAGCAGCGUCGCUCAGCCGGUCAGCGCUGCAGUUUGCUUUCUCCAGCGCGGAUGAAAAACUCCGGGAGACCUCGGCCUCUAAUGCGGAGCAGCUGCGUUAAGGAGGGGACAGACUUCCAUCAACUGUUUUUCCUUUGCCGCUGGCCGGGUCGCUGAGCUGCGCACACACUGUGGGCUUAUCCACCCGGCAAGAAGAGGGGCGGUAAACCGACUUUCUGGUGUCCUAGCCUGGCACUUUUUUCCUGCUCUUAGAGAGAGGCCGGAUCACGUGAACAGGUGACCUCAAAGCUGCGCGUUAUCUUUCUCUUAAAAGCCUCCAGGAGGUUCAAGAGCAGGGGAGAGGGUAAGGACAGCAAGAAUUCAAUUUCAGCUCAACAUUCAGCUCUACUUUGUUGAGCUCAACUUCCAGCAACAUUAUUACUACUAUCAUUACUAUUACUCCAGAGUUUGUUAGAUAUAUUCCAUUGGUGUUUUUGUGAUGAAGCACUAGAUGAAGGGACAAAGAGAAACCAGACAAACUGCUUGCAUGGCUGCAAGAGUGUUAAUUGUCCCGGACCAUGAUGCUGUUUGCCUCCGGUGGGUUCAACCACAAAACAACAGCAGGCCCCAGGCGGAGAGUUAACUUGUCACAGACACUACCUCGUCAAAUGACUCUGUCCUGACUCACAUAGGAGUCAGGGGCUGCGGCCCAGAGCAUGGGCAACUCCUCCAGGAAGGGAGAAGGAGAAGAAGAAGAGGAGGGGGGGAAGGAUGGCGAGGAGGCAGUGGUCGAGGCAGAGCUUCCCCUGGGGGUGGAGGAGUUGUUGGAGAGUGGAGACCCUGUGCUGGACUUGAGCUACCGUAAAUUCAAGCGGUUACCGUCACGUGUUUGUGGACUGAUGCACCUGGAGAAGCUGUAUGUUUGCGGAAACAGCCUGCGCACUCUGCCGGUCGGCAUCUCCCAGCUGCACGGUCUGCGGAUACUCGCCCUCGACUUCAACAAGAUGGAGGAUGUUCCAUUGGCCAUCUGCCAGCUCACUAACCUCACUCGCCUCUACCUGGGCAGCAACAGGCUGAUGAGUCUCCCACCUGAACUGAGGAACCUGCAGAGUCUGCGCUGCCUGUGGGUGGAGAGCAACUACUUCCAGAGAUUUCCACGGGAGCUCUACAAACUGCCCCACCUCAAGUCCCUCCAGAUCGGGGACAACCGGCUGAAGACGCUGCCUCCUGACCUGUGGCGUAUGGAGGCUUUGAGGGGAUUAUGGCUCUAUGGGAACCGCUUUGAUACCUUUCCCAAAGUCCUGCUGCGCAUGGAGAACUUGGAGAUCUUAGACCUGGACCGCAACAAGAUAUCGGAGUUUCCCAGUCUGAAGCGUCUCCGAUCCCUGCGCCUCUUCUCCUACGACCACAACCCCAGUAAGGACCCUCCUAAAGUGGGCGAGGAGGUGCUGUUAGUCGGGGAAGGGGCUGCAGAGCUGUUGGAGGCGCGUGAGGCCAGGAAGGAGAGGCGACGAAAAGCCGCAGAGAAAGAGGCCGAGGAGUUAGCCCUGGCAGGAGAGGAGCCGGUGAUUCACGGCAUCCUGAAGAACAGCAGCUCAAAACAAGCAACAGCUGAAGCUGCAGUGACCGUAGGGGAUGCAGAUGUCAAAGAGGAAGAGACCCUGGUUAAGGAGGAGGAGGAGGGGGAGGUGGAGCUGCCAUUCACAGACUACGAUGGAGCUGAGCUUGAAUAUGAUGAAGAGGGUGUUGAAUAUGAGACAGAGGAGCUGAUUUGUGAAGGAGAGGGGUUUGAGUAUGAGGGCGAGGAGCUGGAGUACGAAAGGACUCAGAUGGACUAUGAGUAUGAUGAUGGGACACGUGGAACUGGACACGGGGAGACAAGAUGAAUAGGCAUGUAAAACCCUCCAUACAUCAGGGUGAUCUGCAGGCAGGUGGAGGUGGAUGAUAGAAAAUCCACACAGAGUUUUUUAAAGAAGUUGACACAGGGUGAGUAUGGGACUUGCUUAGCUGCGCUGCUAAUUUCUAAUCUGUUAACUGUGAAAAUGAAGUUGGGCAUUAUGAUACUAUACAAUGACAGCACCUGUAACAUCUCAAUCAGCUGCAAAUUACCAAACCAGAGCAGGACUCAGUUGGAAUGAGUGUGUGUGUAUUCAGUGUGUAUGGCUGCUUUACAUGAGGGUUGUUUUCUGAGUGUAAACAGGAGACCCAGUCUUCCAUUAU